This is a messenger RNA of Meloidogyne enterolobii, 942 nucleotides long. The record is from the annotation of a GenBank genome assembly. Lineage: Eukaryota; Metazoa; Nematoda; Chromadorea; Rhabditida; Meloidogynidae.
UAUGAAGAAUUAUAGAGGAAAAUAUUUUGUUAACAACAACAACAACAAUAAUAAAGUCUAUAAUAAUAAAUAUGCAACAUUACAAAAUUAUCAACAACCAAAACAUUUGAGGAAGAAAAAUACAAGUAAUAAAAUGAAGAAGCGUCAACACCAACAACAAGAACAACAACAUGAAAAUUUGGUUGAAAUUCAAAGAAAAUUGAUAGAAAAAUUGUUUUCUGAAGAGAAAGAGAAGAGAGAAUUUGAAGAAGAGAAGGGAGAAAAUAAAUUUGGGGAGGUGAAGGAAGGAAAAAAUAGUAGGAAGAAGAAAUUUGAAGAGGAAAAGGAAUUUGAAGAGGAAAGAGAAGAAUUUAAGGAGGAAGAAGAGGAGGAGAAGGAAGAAGAUUCUGAGGAUUCUUCUGAUUCAUCUGAUGAUUUUUCUGACGAGUCUUCUGAUGCCUCUUCAUCAUCAUCAACAUCAUCAUCUUCUGUUGAAUCAUUAACUGAAAGACUUGAAAAAAUUGAAAUGUUAGCUUUAAAUUAUCGUUGUGAUAAUAAUGAAGAAAAACAAGAAGAAAGGAGGAAAAAUGAGGAAGAAGCAACAAUUAAUAAAAUUAAUCCUUUUAAAAAAUUAAAAAAUGAGACUAAUAAUAAUGAUGAAAUUAAACAAAAUCAAAAACAAAAUAAUAUAAAAAUUGGAGGCAACAAAAAAGAGUUGAAAAAUAAUAAAGGAUUUGCACUUGGAACAAAAGAGAAUCCUAUAAUUAUUGCCGAUGAUUCCCCUCCUCCUCCUUCAAAAAAUAUUGUUGUCAAUAAAAAAGACAUUACUACUACAAAAAAUUCCGGAUUACCUGCUGUAUCAAACAAUUUUUUACCAAAAUUGGAAAAAUUGGAAGAAGAAAUGGAAAAGCUUAAAAUGACAAGAAAAAAGUGGUAGAGAACGUAAUUAUAAAAUUUUAUUUU